This is a messenger RNA of Colletotrichum godetiae, 519 nucleotides long. RefSeq lists its product as uncharacterized. The coding region runs from base 1 to 519 and encodes 172 amino acids. The transcript has a single exon. Gene Ontology annotation, molecular function: DNA-binding transcription factor activity. The record is from RefSeq and is a predicted model, not a curated record. NCBI's taxonomy places the organism in Eukaryota, Fungi, Ascomycota, Sordariomycetes, Glomerellales, Glomerellaceae. Gene Ontology annotation, biological process: regulation of DNA-templated transcription.
AUGACCUGUGUUUCGCCAGAGAUGAGAAAGAAAAGGAAUCGAGAUGCUCAGGCCAAGCACCGCAAGAAGAAACAGGAGGAAGCUGAACGCCUCAAAUCAGAAGUGGAACAUCUCCGCAGAAAGCUGCAGGAAGUCCGUGACGCUAUGGCAAGCAACGACAUGCAGCGAUUGAAGUAUAUUGUGCUAGAUGAGACGCGGCCUUCGACGCCUCAGCCCGAUGCGUCAGGCACAGUCGAGUUAGGCACGCCAAUCACUGACGGAGGGUACGCCGAGUCGGCCGAUCCUUUCGCGAUAUCAUCUAUCAUUCCCUACUCGGUCUACAGCACACUCGACUGUACGCUCCCCCUACCAGAGUACAACCCUUACCCCGCUACUGCAUUUCAAACAUCAUUUACAGAAGGCUACAACCAAAUGCUGCCAUGGAAUUUGGUUCCCUCGGUUCCGGCAUUGCCCAGCAUUGGGAUGCCAGGAUUGCUCGACAUGUCAUCAUGGCUCGAUCCGCAGCUGCUAAUCUCAUGA